This is a messenger RNA of Caenorhabditis briggsae, 534 nucleotides long. NCBI's taxonomy places the organism in Eukaryota, Metazoa, Nematoda, Chromadorea, Rhabditida, Rhabditidae. The coding region runs from base 1 to 534 and encodes 177 amino acids. The transcript has 3 exons. The record is from RefSeq and is a predicted model, not a curated record.
AUGACGCCGCCAGAAUCAAGGAAAAAUGAGGAGAAUUCGGCUGAAAAGAAAAAUAGCCUUGUCAUAUUGCCACGUGGAUCAUUUUUAUCAAGGCCACCUCCAGAUGAGCAAUCUCCGCCCACAAAUCGAUCAAACAGAUUGCAUAGGCCCAUUGAAAUUCGUUCAAAACGAAAUCCGUUGAUUUUGGAGGAAAAUGAGGAGGAUCAGCGGAAAAGACGGGCGGAAAAGACGCGUCCAUCAUGUGCUCGCGAGUUGUUCGGCGAGCUGAGCGUGCAGUUCAGAAGACCACGGGAGCCUUCAGAAUCCGAUUCAGAAGACGUCAAAAAUUCAGAAGACGAGGAUUCAGAAGACAAGGAAAACGACCCGAAUUCAAUGAUUCCGAUGGAGAUUGGCGAGGAAAACGGUCUAAGAGACUUGUUGGACACGAUGAGCGUCUCGGAUUAUGAAGAGGAUUCUGGAGAGGAUGUGCUUAGGAAUCAGAGAAAACGACGAUUGACAGACGAUGAUAAUGGGAAUUCCAAGAAGAGAAAAUGA